AUGAUAUGGAACAAUCACUUACUACUCAUAUUUAUUUUUACAUCCAUAAUAAGUAUUUAUUCUGAUGAAUUAUCUGAUCUAAACAAAAAGUUUAUUUCAACAUACGAUCAUGCUCGUGAUUAUUUAAUCUCAAUAACUAAUCCAUUAAUCAUAUGUAAUGGAGAUAAUGUUAUAAUUAUUCAUCGUGGUAAACGUUAUCAAGAACAAGUCAUACCUAAAUUAUAUCAUGAUUUAAAAUCAAUAUCACAUAUGCCAUUCAAAAUCUAUCUAACAGUUAUGUUUAAUUUAGGAAUAUUAUCUGAUGAUAACUAUACUGAGCUAAAACAAUAUCUACAGGAUAUUCGUUCUAUUCGAAAUUCUAUUCAAUUUCCAACAGAUAUUCAACAGACUCAAUAUGAUAUCAUUGAUCUCUCAAUAGAAUAUUUAGAAACAAUUUUAAAAACAAAAUUUAUUGAUCAAACUCAGCUGAAUGAAUUUUGUCAACAAGCACGACAUUUAUUUUCAGUUAAUAUUGAUUUAGCUGCACGUGCACAACUUGAUAUGCUUGAUACAAAAAUCAGACCGUGGUAUGAAGAACGUUUUAAUGAUACAGAACGAAAUAGAUUGAAAAUACUAAUUAUGGGAUCCAAAACUGCUCGAGAUGGCUUUAUUGAAAAAACUUAUUUUUAUAGAUUACUUGGAGAACGACAAGAAGGAAAUCAUAUUAUUUAUGUAGAAGAUGCUAAUAAUGAACAAAGAGCGUUAGAAAUCUUAGGUGUAUGGGUUCUAGAUGCAAAAGCUAGUGCAAGUUUUUUUAAUGGUGAUAGUGAACGAUUACAUCGAGAUGUAUUAGCUGAUGCAGGAACUUACUUUUCCAUGAAAUAUUAUAUUUUGUUUUACCUUUCAGCUGUAUCUGUAACUAUCUUCGGUGCUGCAUCAUUAAUUGGUUUCAUUUAUUAUCUUGAUCAAAAUAAAGCAAAAAAACGUAAAGUACUUCAACGUGCAGCAGUAGGUAAAAUGGCUAUUGGUGGUCCAUUUUCGUUGAUAACACAUGAAAAAAAACCAGUUACCGACAAAGAUUUUCAUGGUCAAUGGAUAUUAAUUUAUUUUGGUUUUACUCAUUGUCCUGAUAUAUGUCCAGAAGAAUUAGAAAAAUUAGCUGAAGUAACUGAACUUCUUCAUAAACAAAAAAGUAAACAAAAUUAUCCAUUUCAACCACUUUUUGUUUCCGUUGAUCCUGAACGUGAUACACCUGAAUUAGUAUCAAAAUAUAUUAAAGAUUAUUCACCACAUUUUAUUGGUUUAACUGGAACACGUGAUCAAGUUGCUGAUAUGUGUAAACAUUAUCGUGUUUAUUUUAGUCAAGGACCAAAAGUAGGUGAUGAUUAUAUUGUUGAUCAUGCUAUUGUGAUGUAUUUAAUCAAUCCAAAUGGAGAAUUUGUUGAUUAUUAUGGAAGAAAUAAGAAUGCAAAAGAAGUAGCAUAUGCUAUUGAACAACAUAUGAAUGCUUUUAAAGAAUCAAAUAAAUAG
Messenger RNA from Adineta steineri, 1509 nucleotides. The record is from the annotation of a GenBank genome assembly. NCBI's taxonomy places the organism in Eukaryota, Metazoa, Rotifera, Eurotatoria, Adinetida, Adinetidae.